Molecule: messenger RNA, 684 nt
Organism: Vigna umbellata (rice bean)
Lineage: Eukaryota; Viridiplantae; Streptophyta; Magnoliopsida; Fabales; Fabaceae
Product: putative WRKY transcription factor 29
Biological process (GO): regulation of DNA-templated transcription
Cellular component (GO): nucleus
Molecular function (GO): transcription cis-regulatory region binding; DNA-binding transcription factor activity
Source: RefSeq, a predicted model, not a curated record
AUGGACAAUCUUCAUCAAAAGUUGGAAGAACUUGCACGCGGGAUGGCUUGGGAUUUGCAUGCUAUUGUGGGAUGUACAAUUGCCCCAGCCACCAAUAUGGACAACCCGAAUCUCAUUCUUUCUCAACAUUUUUGUGCUGAACAAAAUGACCUACUUUGCAAUUUUCAGGAAUUCUCAGAAACCAAAACGGUGCUUGAUGAAUUGGAAGAGAUUUAUAAACCUUUCUACCCCCAAAUUCGUAACAGUUCCAUCAUUUCAAGUUCCCAACCCGUCCCUGAUAAAACUGUCAAAAAACUCAAACCAUCAAACACCGCAGUCUCUAAAUGCAGAAAAAGCAAGAAGAAGCUGAAGAGCAAGAGGGAGGUGAAGCAUAUGACAGCUGCAGAUGGUGUGUCAGACCCAUGGGCAUGGCGUAAAUAUGGACAGAAACCGAUAAAGGGAUCACCAUAUCCACGUAGCUAUUAUAGAUGCAGCAGCUCCAAAGGAUGUUUGGCUAGGAAACACGUGGAACGUAGCCAUUUGGAUCCCGGACUUUUCAUAGUUACCUACACCGCAGAACACAGCCCUCACCAAGCUCGAAAAAACUCAACUUCCACCAUUGCACCUCCUCCAACAACGAAGCGACAUGGCUUAAAAGUUUCCCUAUCAUUUUCUCCAAACUUUCUUUUGUUUAAUCUACAGUAA